UUUGCCGGCUGAUAGUGCUCCUGUAUGCAACGUUACACUGCUCAUUGCAACGAACAGAAAAAAUUGGAGGGGAUGGUUUUGUUAAAAAUAUUCGUUAUGUUGCUAGCUCUCACCAAUAUCAACAAAGCAUUUCGCCUCCCCAACCAGGACGAAAUAACAAACGCAAUCGGCACUGCAAUGGUACGCCAGGCAGGUGCUGAUCUCACCAGAAAGUUGAUGCAGAAAUUUAGCGGAAACUUUGGGGGAAACUACGCUGCGCCGGCUGCUGGCUCUGGAGGUAAUGGACUGUUGAAUGCAGUACUACAGGGUGUGGCUAACGGCUUAACUGCCUCUUCCAGGGGUUCAUUGGCUGGACUUCCUGGAAGUGGAGGACUUGUGAACACUUUGACGCAAGGAUUUGGUGCUCCUACUCCUGGUGCUCCAGGACUUCUAAACGCUUUGGCGCAAGGACUCGGUGGAAACAGUGUCGCGCCGCCUACUCCUGAUGGUCAAGACAGAAUGGUGCGAAUCCGUCGAGAGCGACCUCCAACAAGAACCAUGGAUGAGAGGUAA
Rhipicephalus sanguineus (brown dog tick) is the source of this 552-nucleotide messenger RNA. RefSeq lists its product as uncharacterized. NCBI's taxonomy places the organism in Eukaryota, Metazoa, Arthropoda, Arachnida, Ixodida, Ixodidae. The record is from RefSeq and is a predicted model, not a curated record. The transcript is spliced from 7 exons. The coding region runs from base 25 to 552 and encodes 175 amino acids.